AUGGCUCCAGGCGGCGGAGGAAACAUCAAGGUCGUGGUGCGAUGCCGACCGUUCAACAGUAGAGAGAUCGACCGCGGCGCAAAAUGUAUCGUGCAGAUGAAAGGUUCCCAAACGAUUCUGAGUGCACCGCCCGGUGCAGAAGCGUCAAUGUCGCGGAAAGGCACAAAGGGUGAAACCGGACCGAAAACCUUUGCCUUCGAUCGCUCUUACUGGUCUUUUGAUAAGAGCGCCGAGAACUAUGCAGGCCAGGACAAUCUCUUCGAUGAUCUGGGUUCCCCUCUCUUGGACAAUGCCUUUGGUGGAUAUAACAAUUGUAUCUUUGCGUACGGUCAGACUGGUUCAGGCAAGUCAUACUCUAUGAUGGGAUACGGAAAAGAGUACGGUGUCAUCCCGCGGAUUUGUCAGUCCAUGUUCGAGCGUAUCACCGCCAUCCAACAAGACAAGAACCUCAAUUGCACAGUCGAAGUGUCCUACCUCGAAAUUUACAAUGAACGCGUUCGCGACCUGCUCAAUCCGUCAAAUAAGGGUAAUCUGAAAGUCCGUGAGCACCCGUCAACCGGUCCCUAUGUCGAGGAUCUGGCAAAGCUAGUGGUUCGUUCCUUCGAUGAGAUUGAUCAUCUAAUGGACGAGGGAAACAAGGCAAGAACGGUGGCUGCAACCAACAUGAACGAAACAUCCAGUCGUUCCCACGCCGUUUUCACUUUGACCCUCACUCAAAAGCGCCACGAUGCAGAGACUUCCAUGGAUACCGAGAAGGUUUCGAAGAUCAGUUUGGUCGAUCUGGCAGGUUCAGAAAGAGCCAAUUCUACCGGUGCUACCGGUGCCCGUUUAAAGGAAGGCGCCGAGAUUAACCGCUCGCUUUCAACCCUUGGUCGUGUCAUCGCUGCGCUGGCCGAUGUCUCGGCGGGCAAGAGCGCCGCUGGAAAGAAGAAGGCUGCAAACAUGGUUCCAUACCGUGAUUCCGUACUUACAUGGUUGCUGAAAGACUCACUAGGAGGUAACUCCAUGACUUCUAUGAUUGCUGCCAUUUCUCCUGCAGAUAUCAACUUCGACGAAACUUUGAGUACUCUUCGUUAUGCCGACUCCGCCAAACGUAUCAAGAACCACGCCGUUGUCAACGAAGACCCGAAUGCUCGCAUGAUCCGCGAGCUCAAGGAAGAGCUGGCACAGUUACGCUCGAAGCUUGGAGGUGGCGUGGCAGGAGGUGCUGCAGGUGCGGCCGGCGGUAUGCCUGCAGAGGAAUAUUACCCACCCGAUACACCACUGGAGCAGCAGAUGGUCUCGAUCGCACAGGCGGACGGAACCAUUACCAAAGUCAGCAAAGCCGAGAUUGUGGAGCAACUCAACCAAAGUGAGAAGCUUUACAAAGAUCUCAAUCAAACAUGGGAGGAGAAGCUGCAAAAUACGGAGCUCAUUCAUAAAGAGCGUGAAGCAGCCCUGGAAGAACUUGGCAUCAACAUCGAAAAGGGAUUCAUCGGAUUGAGCACUCCGAAGAAGAUGCCUCACUUGGUCAACCUUAGUGAUGACCCCCUGCUGGCAGAGUGUUUAGUCUACAACAUCAAACCCGGCACUACUACCGUGGGACAUAUGGAUCAAGGCAACAAUGUUGAGAUCCGACUUAACGGUUCCAAAAUCCUUGAAAAACACUGCACAUUCGAGAGCGUGGAUAACAUUGUCACGCUUGUUCCUACUGAAGGCGCUGCAGUAAUGGUCAACGGCAUGCGAAUUGAGAAGCCCACACGACUGAAGAGCGGUUUUCGUAUCAUCCUGGGAGAUUUUCAUAUCUUCCGAUUCAACCACCCCCAAGAAGCUCGCGCCGAACGAGUGGAGCAGAGUCUGUUACGACACUCUGUGACGACCAGCCAACUUGGUUCCCCUGCACCGAACAAGUCUCAUGACCGUAAUCUCAGUAAGACUGGAUCAGAUAUCGAUGGCGAUUCAAGCAGUGCAGAUUCUCCAAUGCCGGCACGGGGCCGCGAAUCAGAUUGGUUCCUUGCUCGAAGGGAAGCUGCUAGUGCCAUGCUAGGUCCAGAUCAUAUCUCUAACAUGCCCGAUGAUGAGCUUGACACUCUGUUUGAAGAUGUGCAAAAGGCUCGAGCAGUACGCCGUGGUCUUCCAGAGAAUGAAGAGGAUUCGGAUUCACUCAACUCGUUCCCAGUGCGGGACAAAUACAUGUCCAAUGGAACCAUCGACAAUUUCUCUCUUGACACAGCGAUUACGAUGCCCGGAACACCGCGACAGAAUGAUGAGUACGAUGGGACCAAUGAAGUUUCUCUCAAAUCAGUACGGCAGGAUAUGCAGCGACAGCUGGAUCGUCAAAAGGAAGCUUUCCAGGACAAACUAAAAAAUGCAGAAGCUGCUUCCAACCCUGACUCGGCCGAAAUCCAAACCGAGAAACAGCGCAUGGAAAAUGCGCUCCGCUCUGCCAAGGAGGAAUUUGAGGAGCAGUUGAGGCAACAAAAGGAGGACUUUGAGACCCAAAUGCGUGAUAUGGGCCAGCCGAUCCCCCAGAUCUACGAGAAUGGCUUCGCGAAGCUGAGCGAGCGCGAGCUGGAGGUUGCAAAAUCUGUAUACACGCAUUGGUCUCAGCGGAACUACGUCCGCAUGGCUGAGAAGAUUCUGCAGCAUGCAUCCCUUCUGAAGGAGGCACAGGUCAUGAGCCAAAUCAUGGAUAAGAAUGUCGCGUUCCAAUUUGCCAUUGUGGACCACGGUCAUAAUAUGGCUUCAUCCUACGACCUUGUGCUGAAUGGGAUUUCGGGGGAUGAGGACGUCGUGCUUGAAGAGGCUAAGAAGCCUUGCGUCGCGAUUAGGGUCAUCGAUUACAAGCAAUCUGUGAUUCAUCUAUGGUCGAUCGAGAAACUCCAGCGUCGUGUUCAAUCCAUGCGCCAGCUACACCAGUAUAUAGAUCGUCCUGACUAUAUUCAACAUUUCAAAUUGGAGAAUCCCUUCUCGGAGCCUUGCUCUCCGCAGUAUUCUCUGAUUGGAGAUGCAGACAUUCCAUUGACCGCCGUUUUUGAGACACGGGUGCAGGACUUUGCCGUCGAAAUUACCUCCCCUUACACACAGAGUGUGGUUGGAAUCAUCCGCUUGUCUCUCGAGCCGUCUUCUGCACAGGCACCCUCUUCAACUCUGAAGUUCAAUGUCGUCAUGCGGGACAUGGUCGGGUUCGCCGAGUGGGAAGGAUCCGAUGUCCACGCGCAGCUUUUCGUCCCCGGUAUAUCCGAGGAAGGAGGUGCAACCACAACGCAGAUGAUCAACGGCUUCGAAGAAAGCCCGGUUCGAUUUGAAAGCGUGCACAGCAUGAGCCUUCCACUUUCCAGUCCGCGAACGGCUGCGUUGAAGGUCUGCGUCUAUGCUCGAGUGACAUCCGUACACCUGGACAAGCUUCUGAGCUGGGAUGACAUGCGCGACUCGGCGGAGAUCACGUCCCAGAAACGCACUGCGCCCAGAAUUGCAGAGUCCGAGUUCUAUUCUGAGGAACGACACGACGUUUUUGCUCGUGUUCAGAUAUUGGAGCUUGCCGAGUCGGGUGAAUAUACUCCAGUUGAGGUUGUUCAGAGCAGUCCCCUUGAUGCGGGCACUUAUCAGCUGCAUCAAGGUCUGCAGCGUCGGGUUUCGAUCAAUCUUACGUACAGUUCGACUGAAAGCCUUCCAUGGGAUGAAAUUACCAAUGCUCGCGUUGGUUCCGUUCGACUCCUUGACCCGUGGGGCAAGAUUCCAGACCAAGAUCUCCAAACUCCGGAUGUUCCCCUCAAAUUUUCGCAAGAGCCAAUGGUCAAAGAUAACGCGGAUGGAACCUCGAACGUUACAAUAGUGGGACAAUGGGAUUCCAGUCUGCACGGCUCUCUUCUUCUCGACAGGGUCACCGCAGACAAAUACCGAGUCCAAGUAACGGUUCGAUGGGAUCUCAAGUCUUCUCGUCUUCAGACUCCUGUCGUGUUUGAAGUUGAUCAGACCCUCCAGAUUCUGGGCCGCACCUAUGUCCGCCAGCAGUCCAUGUUUAAGCAGCUCUGGAGCUCAACCAGAGUCGUGCACUCGACAACGCGAAUGUACUCUUUGGUCAUUCGUCCGAUCUCGGCAAAACGCGCCGCUGAUCUCUGGCGGAUGAACACUCAGAACGAUUAUGUCAAAGGCGAAGAAUUGCUAACGGCUUGGGCUCCUCGUAAAGUGUCGCUGGUUCGAGAUUAUAUUGCAGCCCGCAAACGCCGAUAUCGCGUGGCCGAGUUGCAUGCCGCUCGUGGAGCCCUCAGCGCAGGCAGCCUGAUGGCAUCACCCAUGAAGUUAAUGCGCAAUCAAGAUCUCAACGAGCGCAAAUCCAAACUUCUCCAGAAGUAUGUUGACCUUUGGUCUACCAAAAAGGACCCAAUCGAGGUGAUCCUGGUCCGAAGCAACACCGAUCCCCCAACGGAUGGCGCAGCCAAAAACAAGGCCAACGGCACCGGCGCUUCAGACAAGACGUUGCUGAAGCCUCGCUUCGUGGCUACCAUCCAAACCCUGCCCAAGAAUCCGUCUGUCCUGAAGACAGGGUACGUCCUCACCCCGGACGACACCAACAGCAUCUGGGUCCGCCGAUUCGUGGAGCUUCGCCGACCGUAUCUGCACAUCUACAAUCCUGAAGGAGACGAGAUCAACGCCAUCAACCUGCGCAAUGCUCGCGUAGACCACGCUCCAGACUUUGCUCGCCUACUUGACGGCUCCGGCGCCGGAAACGAUCGCUCGAUCUCCGCUAGGGGUAGACCAAAUAUUUUUGCCGUCUACGGAACCCAGAACACAUAUCUCUUCGCGACGCGUACCGAGGCCCAGAAAGUGGAAUGGAUUCUCAAAAUCGACGAGAGCUACUUCAGCAGCGCUAGUGCCAGCGCUGCGGCUAGUGGCGACGAGAGGUCUUGGUAA
Molecule: messenger RNA, 4893 nt
Organism: Penicillium maclennaniae
Lineage: Eukaryota; Fungi; Ascomycota; Eurotiomycetes; Eurotiales; Aspergillaceae
Product: kinesin-3 motor protein uncA
Exons: 2
Coding region: 1-4893 (1630 amino acids)
Biological process (GO): cytoskeleton-dependent intracellular transport; microtubule-based movement
Cellular component (GO): kinesin complex; microtubule
Molecular function (GO): microtubule motor activity; microtubule binding; ATP binding
Source: RefSeq, a predicted model, not a curated record